Messenger RNA from Tyto alba (common barn owl), 1512 nucleotides. It is a transcript of the gene GIPR, whose product is annotated as gastric inhibitory polypeptide receptor. Gene Ontology annotation, molecular function: gastric inhibitory peptide receptor activity; G protein-coupled peptide receptor activity; peptide hormone binding. Bases 8 to 1483 code for a protein of 491 amino acids. Gene Ontology annotation, cellular component: plasma membrane. The transcript is spliced from 14 exons. The record is from RefSeq and is a predicted model, not a curated record. Gene Ontology annotation, biological process: cell surface receptor signaling pathway; adenylate cyclase-modulating G protein-coupled receptor signaling pathway. Lineage: Eukaryota; Metazoa; Chordata; Aves; Strigiformes; Tytonidae.
AGCCCCCAUGGAUGAUGCUGGACCCUCCCGGCUGACCCUGAAGUCCCCACUGACCCUCUUUUGUGACACCGGGGCACUCGUGGGUGGCACUGGAGCACCCGUGGGUGAUGCUGGAACAGCCCAGGAGCCGCCGUCACCGUCAUGGGCCACCAGGCAGUGCCCCCCCCGGCUGCUCAGUCGGGCCCUGCGUGAGGCAGAGGAGGAGCGUUCGGCCCAGGCAACGCUGGCUGCGUGGCGCGAGUACCGACGUGCCUGCGAGCUGCGCCUGCACCUCGACCCCCCGGCACCGGGACCCGUCUGCAACCGCAGCUUCGACAUGUAUGCCUGCUGGGGGGACGCGGCCCCCAACAGCACUGUCACUGUCCCCUGCCCCUGGUACCUGCCCUGGCACCACCGAGUGCAGGGUGGGGUGGUGGCUCGGCGCUGUGGACCCGACGGGCGGUGGGUGACCGACGAGACGGGGCGGCCCUGGCGGGACCACUCGCAGUGUGAGGACCUGACGCAGGAGCCGCCGCUUCAGCGGCAGGCCUGGCUGCUGGAGCAGUUCCGCCUCCUCUACACCGUGGGCUACUCCCUCUCCAUCGUCGCCCUUCUCCUGGCGCUACUGCUGCUCCUGCUCUUCAGGCGCCUGCGUUGCACCCGCAAUUUCAUCCACGCCAACCUCUUCCUCUCCUUCGUGCUGCGGGCCGGCGCCAUCCUGACGCGGGACGCACUGCUGCAGCGUCGCCUUCGCCCUGGCCCAGGUCAUCCCCUGCAGCUGCUGGCCCAACAGGCUGUGACAGGGUGCCGGCUGGCCCAGGCUCUCACCCAGUACUGCGUGGGGGCCAACUACGGGUGGCUGCUGGCUGAGGGACUCUUCCUCCACAAGCUCCUGCUGCUGGCAGCCUUCUCCGGCGAGCGCUGCCUCCCUGCCUUCCUCCUCCUCGGCUGGGGAGCCCCCGUGCUCUUCGUGGUGCCGUGGGUGGUGGUGAGGUACCUCUACGAGAAUGAGGGGUGCUGGGAGAGGAACGAGAAGGCGGCGGUGUGGUGGAUCAUCCGCUGUCCCAUCCUGAUGGCCGUGGCAGUGAACUUCGUGGUGUUCGUGCGCAUCGUCCGCAUCUUGGUGGCCAAAGUCCGGGCACAUCAGGUGUCCCGUGGGGACACCAGAGUCAGGCUGGCCAGGUCAACGCUGACGCUGAUCCCGCUGCUGGGGGUGCAUGAGGUGGCCUUCGCCGUGGUGGGGGAGGGACAGGGAGGGGGCACCCUGCGCCUGGUGCAGCUCUGCCUCCAGCUGCUGCUCUCCUCCUCUCAGGGCCUCGUUGUCAGCAUCCUCUACUGCUUCGUCAACAAGGAGGUGCAGGCAGAGGUGCGACGUGGGUGGCAGCGGUGCCGCCUGGGUGCCCCUGGCCCCCCCCAUGGCACCCGCCGCUAUGUGGCUGUGGGGGGGCAGCGUGUGGCACUCCCCGAUUCUGGGAGACACCCGACUGCUGAGAGCUGCUGCUGAGGGGGGGGACAGCACCCUUGGGUGCUGGG